GUCUCUCGCAGCACUCCAACCAAAUAGUAAUACUCCAACAGCAAAAAUUAUAUUAUUCCUAAAAUAAUAUAUCUUAUACACCUUUAAACGACACGACGACCAGCGAAGAUAUCAGCUAUGAAUUCCAUCCAAGUAUGUUUGGUGUUGGCGGCGAGUUGCGCUAUGUUGGCAUCGGCCGAUCUGGCGUCGUACAAGUUUGGAUACAACGCUAACGACCUGGGCACCGUCGAGCUUGACGCACCUGCACUAGGUUUAGUCAAAGAUUGCGACCCGCUGACGUCCGGUUACCUGGUCACCGGUUCCACUCCAGCGCCGCUCAUGCGCACCGCGGUCGAUAUCGAACCCGCUCGCAUCAUGUCCAUGACGCCGUCACCAAUCAUUUCCACGGCCUCCGAGUUCGUCUCCGUAUCCACCCCGGCACCGAUCCUGCGCACCGCGAUUGAUAUUGAACCCGCCCGCAUCAUCGAGGCCGCUCCAUUGAAGUUGGAGUCCAAAAUCAUGGCUAGCCCACUGUUGAGCGCUUUCCGUCCCGCGCUCGCAACUUAUGACUCGACCGCGUGGCAGGCCAGUUUGGAAAACGCUUCCCCGGCUCCGAUAGCUUUGAAGACGAUAACCAAAACCGCGAACAUUGUACCUACGAUCAUCAGCUCGGGAUUGGAAGCUUUGCCCGCCGUCCGCACCCAAUACGCCUUAGCCACCGCCGCCCCGCACGUCGAGUCCAAGAUUGUUGUACAUAAUUCUGCAGCUCCGAUCGCCAGGCCGUUGUCCACCCGAAUCUUGCCACUGCCAUCCGUGUCCUCGUCGUACUCGUACGCCCCGCAGACAUACGCUUCUUCAUACCUCAACUCGUACACAGCACCUCAAUACUAUUCAAGCGCAUCCAAAUUUUUAACUGCUCCCCAGUACUACUCAGCUGCUGCAUCCAUCGCACCCCAAUACUACUCGUCUGCUGCAGCCACUGCAUCUAAAUACUACUCGUCUGCUGCAUCAUACGCGCCUCAAUACUACUCGUCCGCUGCAUCCUACGCACCUCAAUACUACUCUUCUGCUGCAUCCUACGCACCUCAAUACUACUCUUCUGCUGCAUCCUACGCACCUCAAUACUACUCGUCUGUUGCAUCUAUCGCACCUCAAUACUACUCGUCUGCUGCAUCCAUCGCACCUCAAUACUAUUCGGCCGCACCCAAAUACUCAUCCAUAUCGGUAGCCGCCGACGAACCGUGUGACAAAUAGACUUUCCGUCGGUUUUUAAAACGUAUA
Metopolophium dirhodum (rose-grain aphid) is the source of this 1260-nucleotide messenger RNA. RefSeq lists its product as uncharacterized. NCBI's taxonomy places the organism in Eukaryota, Metazoa, Arthropoda, Insecta, Hemiptera, Aphididae. The coding region runs from base 118 to 1233 and encodes 371 amino acids. The transcript has 2 exons. The record is from RefSeq and is a predicted model, not a curated record.